Messenger RNA from Alexandromys fortis (reed vole), 331 nucleotides. RefSeq names its product chromosome unknown C10orf53 homolog (gene CUNH10orf53). The coding region runs from base 23 to 331 and encodes 102 amino acids. NCBI's taxonomy places the organism in Eukaryota, Metazoa, Chordata, Mammalia, Rodentia, Cricetidae. The transcript is spliced from 3 exons. The record is from RefSeq and is a predicted model, not a curated record.
CAGCCAGGGAGAAAGAAGCACCAUGCCCAAGCACGCGGUAGUGACCUUGCGCUACGGACCCUACAGCGCGGUGGGCCUGUCCGUGGAGCACCGCACCUACCGCCUGGAGGGUCUGCAAGCUGUGUUGGCCAAAGAUGGACAUGAGAUCAUCUUGGAGCAGAUAGAAGACUGGAAUCUGGUGGAGCUUGUGGUAAAUGAAGAAAUAGUCUUCCAGUGUGAUAUCCAAGACCUGGAGUUUGUUUUACCCUUCAAACCCAUGUCCCGCGAUCCUGUGAACCUCAGCUUACGAGAGCAAUCACAGGACCAUUUCAGCAGUGUGACAGAGAGGUGA